Molecule: messenger RNA, 1195 nt
Organism: Dreissena polymorpha
Lineage: Eukaryota; Metazoa; Mollusca; Bivalvia; Myida; Dreissenidae
Product: matrix metalloproteinase-2-like
Exons: 3
Coding region: 428-1195 (255 amino acids)
Biological process (GO): extracellular matrix organization; collagen catabolic process
Molecular function (GO): metalloendopeptidase activity
Source: RefSeq, a predicted model, not a curated record
UCAGAGCGAUUCAAUAUUGGUUUCAUGUGCUGUGUAACUAAGAACCCAUCCAAUGCUAGGAAACACACGGGAGUCGUAGCGGAAUAAAUCGGCAUAGUACUAGUAGCAAGUCUGAAUCGUGCGAAACUCGACAUUCACUUAUUUGUAUAUAUUGACUUGCCGAGUGAAUAAACGAAGUAGUGUGUGUAGCGAAUCAUGUGUGUACGCAUCAACACUAGUAUAACAGGAAGGAUUUUACACUUUGUAGAUCGUUCGCGUUGAUAGCUAGAUAUGUAAACAAACCUAACAUCGAUUAAGAAUGCAGUAUUGCUUGAUAUAAUGGUAAUUUAUGUGAUGUGUGAUUUUGGAGAUGAGUGUCAUUGUGCCUCAAUGGAAUAUAAUUGUUUUAAUUUUUAGUGAACUGAUUAAUUAAUCUACAUUAUUUAAUAUGCUGCGUGGUAAUAAUUUGGAGGCAUUUGAUAUAAUGCAUGACGCGGUCUGUGAUAAUAUUAAUCAUGCACGUGUAUCACGUGCAGAUACAUGCACAUUCGAAAUGAAUCUACAAGGCACAAUGAAGUGCCUCUGUGGAUAUAGAUAUACCACGCCAUAUCCGACUCAAAUGUUAAAAACAUGUUUGCCUCGGAAUCUUGCUGUGAUACUGACAAUAUUAGUGGUGUGUAUCCUCGCGAUGACCCCCGUGGGAGGGGCUCCUGUUGAUUCCUACGAGGAUGCUACAGACUGGUACCGGGAACGCGAGCAGAUGAUGGUGGGUUACCUAGGGAAAUUUGGCUACCUUGCAGAUGCAAGCAGAGAAGUUGGGCCGGUUGGUCUGACGUCAAAAGACGCUUACGUUGACGCAAUAAAGCGUCUUCAACGUUUCGGAAACAUUACGGAAACGGGUGUUGUAGAUAGGCGGACUAUAGAACUAAUGAAUAAACCCCGUUGCGGGGUCCCCGAUGAAAGCACUAUACCAACGUCGUAUUCCUUGACGUCUGGGUUUUAUCGUACACGUCACAGGCGUUACGUGCUUUCUCCGACAAAAUGGGAAAAAAAUGAUCUCACAUAUAGUCGGGAUAUGCCAGAUGUGUACUUUUGUUGGCACGAGAAGUCUUCAGUGACAAAUGCACUAAAGCAGAUACAGAGCUCCCCCGUGGAAGCAAUACAGCAGGCGAAAAAGGGACGAACGAACGUUCUGACGGACGGACCUUCGGGAUAA